AAUAUGUAAGAUUAUCACAGCACUGUCACCUGCUGGUUAUAACCAUUUUCUGGAUUCUUUUGGCAAACUUUCCCAGAGCUCAGGAGCACUCUGAGAGGAAGCACUGGGAGUCCGCAUGCUGGGACCAGAGGAACUUUCCCCUCCUCAGUGCAAGGGGACAAGAGGGCCAAGAAAUAAGACAGCAUGCUGAACUGUAUAACCAUUAGAAACAACAGCUGUUCCACAGUGCUGUCAAUCCAUGCAGGUAGAAAUAUGCUGUUUAAUUACUAUGAUAAUAAUAGUCUUUCCCUAGUGCUUAUCCAGCUCACGUGAAACCUCCCCUUAUAUGCAAAACAGGUUUGCAUUUAAAUGUCAGCUUGUGUAUAUAUGUCAGCUGCUAGCUUCUCCUGGGGAUCUGAGACAGCUGACAUUGUUGCUAAUAUAAAUUUUGCAGGUUGGAGACUAGUUGGUAAGACUGUGGUGAGCCUCCCUUUUGUCUAACCCAAUAGAAGUGCUUUUGGGGUUUUGUUUUUUUCCCUUUGACGUGACUUCCAGGAGACACAGAGUGAAAGAGCAUGAUGGCUUCGUUUCCUGUCUUGAAGCAAGAGACAUUGUUCCGGAAUGGUACCUGGAGCUAUCGAAUUCCAGCCCUGCUCUACCUGCCACGUUUCAGCAUCAUCCUGGCAUUUGCUGAGGAACGAGAGGAUGUGGUGGAUGAACAUGCCAAGCUAAUAGCAAUACGCAGAGGCAUGUAUGACCCAACGACACACCAUGUUCAGUGGAAUAGCAUGGAGACCAUUGUCAGUGCACAGCUGAAAGACCACCGAUCUAUGAACCCAUGUCCUGUUUAUGAUGAGGUCUCAGGGAAACUGAUCCUGUUCUUCAUAGCUGUCCCAGGAAAGAUCUCUGAGCAGCAUCAGCUCAGGACAAAGAUCAACCUGGUACGUCUCUGCUACGUCACUAGCAUGGACCAAGGACGCACCUGGAGCACUGCCCAGGAUGUCACCGAUAGUACCAUUAGCACUGAGUACAAGAACUGGGCCACUUUUGCAGUGGGGCCGGGUCAUGGAUUACAACUGCUCAACGAGGCCCGGAGCCUUGUGAUUCCUGCAUAUGCCUAUCGUAUCUUGGACCCUAGGCAACACCCCACCCCUCAUGCCUUCUGCUUCAUCAGCUCUGACCAUGGGACAACGUGGGAGUUGGGGAACUUCGUGGGGGAGGAGAGCGCAGUGGAGUCCCAGGUAGCAGAGGUGCACACCUGUGGCAGGAAGGUCCUCUACUGCAAUGCAAGGAGCAGUAGGGGAGCCAGAAUCCAGGCUGUCAGCUACAAUCACGGGGUGGACUUUGAGGGAGGCCAGCGGGUUGAAAUGCUAGUAGAACCUCCCUCUGGAUGUCAUGGAAGUGUUACUGCCUUCCCACCUCCCCCUGAUGCUAGAUGCCAAGACAGUUGGUUGCUCUACGCUCAUCCUACAGACCCAAAGGGUCGAAGAGAUUUAGGAAUUUACCUCAACAAAAGCCCUUUAAAUCCAACACACUGGACAAAACCAAGCAUCCUCUUUAAGGGCCUGUGUGCUUAUUCGGAUUUGCAGUACAUGGGGAUUGGGCCAGAUGGGUCACCCUUGUUCUCCUGCCUCUUUGAAUAUGGGACCCACCAACAAUAUGAAGAGAUAAUCUUUGUAAUGUUCACUUUGAAGCAAGCCUUUCCAUCAGAGUGCUGAGUCUUGAGCCUUUCCAUCAGCAUCCCUCUGGAAAUCACCUCUGCUGAUACUUCUUUUCAUUGUCACUUCUCAUCUUUCAGCAGAAGUUUUUUUUGUGUUCCUCCUGCACCCUUAGUUUGGCAUUGGCUUGUGGCGUCUAGAU
This is a messenger RNA of Harpia harpyja (harpy eagle), 1839 nucleotides long. It is a transcript of the gene NEU2, whose product is annotated as neuraminidase 2. The coding region runs from base 555 to 1697 and encodes 380 amino acids. Gene Ontology annotation, molecular function: exo-alpha-sialidase activity. The transcript has 3 exons. Lineage: Eukaryota; Metazoa; Chordata; Aves; Accipitriformes; Accipitridae. The record is from RefSeq and is a predicted model, not a curated record. Gene Ontology annotation, biological process: oligosaccharide catabolic process; ganglioside catabolic process. Gene Ontology annotation, cellular component: lysosome; cytoplasm; membrane.